Messenger RNA from Ceratosolen solmsi marchali, 2038 nucleotides. RefSeq names its product sister of odd and bowl. Bases 742 to 1863 code for a protein of 373 amino acids. Gene Ontology annotation, cellular component: nucleus. NCBI's taxonomy places the organism in Eukaryota, Metazoa, Arthropoda, Insecta, Hymenoptera, Agaonidae. The transcript is spliced from 2 exons. Gene Ontology annotation, biological process: embryo development; regulation of transcription by RNA polymerase II. Gene Ontology annotation, molecular function: DNA-binding transcription factor activity, RNA polymerase II-specific; RNA polymerase II transcription regulatory region sequence-specific DNA binding. The record is from RefSeq and is a predicted model, not a curated record.
CUCUCACUGUUUCUUUCACGUGUGGCUGCUUGCACGGCGUGGGCGAUGGAGCCGGGGCCGUAUAUUGGCCCGCGGGCGUCCUGGGACCGUGAGAACACCACCUAUAAUAUUAUUUAGUCUGCCCGUGCCUUUAUCCUAUGCGCUUUCUUGUCUCGCAAUGCAGCAGUGUGGCUCCCUCUCCCUCCUUCAUGUUCAUUGCUAACAGUCCUCUCGCUCUCGUCGCCUCUUCUUCCUCUGCGUGACCAUCUUCUCGUGUACAUCUUCGUUCUCAUACUUCUUCCUCACCUACGGUCUUGACUGCAAUAAGUGCAUCCAGCCAUACGCAUCGUACGCAUUCUGCUCAAACGCAUUAAUUGCCGUCGUAAAUUCUUGUGGGUCCGCAGUUCAUCGUAGUUCGCAGUUAAGCCCAACGACUCUCCUGUCUCCAGGCGUUCCGAGAGGCUCUUGACGCCGAUUUCGGUGACUGAAUCCGUGCGCCGAAGAUCGCGCGCUUUCGCUCCCUCGCACACGGAUUGCGAUCAGGUUCGGAUCUGCCGCCAGGUGGCUCCACUAGCAGCAGCAAGCAACGGGCACUCUAUGCAGUCGUGAAAGCGCCGCGACCGAGUGAGCAUCGCGUUCGUGUUCGGGCCGUUCCGAUGCCGGCACGCACUCCAAGUCGCCUGCAUCGCGCCGGAUAUAGCUGUCGCUCCUUAAUUACAACAACCGAGCAGUGCCAGCUUCCAGUGUUCUCAGCAAGGCGUCAUGCAGCAGCAGCCGCUGCCACACCAAUACCAACAAUCCGAGCCGACAGAUACAACGGAGUUACACGAUGGCGAAGCGUCUGCAACUGUGGCGGAGAUCGAGCCCGCCGCGACUGGACUCUCCAACUUGACCUUGCAAAGUGUUUCACUGAGCCUCCAAGCUGCAUUACUGGCGGCAUUACAGCGCGCAGCUCUUUUGCCCCCAGGACAUGCUGCUGCGGCUGCUCUUAAUCUUCAGGCUCUCGAGACUUAUGUGACGCUUCAUCGACUGCAUGCAAGCGGCGCCGCAGUGGUGGCGGCCUCGACCGCUGGCAUCGAAUCCGACCAGCUGGGAAAUCUGCACUUACAGGAGGAGGAGAGUUCACGACUUGAACUGCUAACUGAGCCAGAGGAGGAUCUAGGGCUGUUGGAGGAUGCUGAAACGACGAGAUUAUUACCUGAAACGGCUACGGGUCAUGAUUUGCUACUGCAACGGAUUGCCGAAGUUGGUUCUGAGCCUGUGUGUGGAUCUGGAUACACGGAUGUUGUAAUUGCAGGAUCCACCUCUCAGAUUGUUCAGCCCACGACAGAAACCUUGCCUUCUAGAUCCUGCCGUACUUCUAGACCUAAAAAACAGUUUAUAUGCAAAUUUUGUAGUCGUCAGUUCACCAAAAGUUAUAACCUUCUUAUUCACGAGAGGACGCAUACGGAUGAACGACCUUACUCAUGCGACAUAUGCGGCAAGGCUUUUCGUAGGCAAGAUCAUCUACGAGACCACAGGUACAUUCAUAGUAAGGAAAAGCCAUUCAAGUGCGGGGAGUGCGGCAAAGGCUUCUGCCAGAGUCGCACCCUUGCUGUCCACAAGAUCCUUCAUAUGGAGGAGUCGCCGCACAAAUGUCCUGUGUGCGCCCGCAGCUUUAACCAACGAAGCAAUCUAAAGACUCACCUGCUUACUCACACCGAUAUUAAACCCUAUCAUUGCUCUUCUUGCGGCAAAGUUUUUCGACGAAAUUGUGACCUCAGAAGACACUCGCUCACCCAUAAUCUUGGAGUGAUGGCUAACACGUCACCAUCUACGUCACCAGGUCUACCAUCCGUUGUAGUACCUGUUUCCGGUGGCGUUAUUCUUCAAGAACCGUCUUAAUCUGUUUUUGCUCUCUUCCUCUAUUUUUCAUCCUCUAAUUUUUGGUUAUGCGUGAGCAAUUAAAAUAUGUGUUAAGUAAUUCAUUUUUAAUUUAUAUUUCAACUUCAAAUACAUUGAAUUUGAUGAAGCGAAGUUUGUUGAACGUUUAAUUUAAAUGUUCUUUUAAUAUAAAAAA